Molecule: messenger RNA, 399 nt
Organism: Toxorhynchites rutilus septentrionalis
Lineage: Eukaryota; Metazoa; Arthropoda; Insecta; Diptera; Culicidae
Product: zinc metalloproteinase nas-4-like
Exons: 3
Coding region: 1-399 (132 amino acids)
Biological process (GO): proteolysis
Molecular function (GO): metalloendopeptidase activity
Source: RefSeq, a predicted model, not a curated record
AUGACACAAAAAAAGAAUAUGCUGAAUGUGCAGAGUCCCGAUUGUAUCACCAUCGCUACGAUUGUCCACGAAAUCAUGCAUGCUCUUGGAUGCUAUCACGAACAUGUUCGCCCGGAUCGUGAUGAUUACGUAUCAAUUGAUACGAGUGCUUUGAAGGAAAAAUAUCAAAAAGAUCAAUCUUAUUGGGAUGCCAACUACGCCAGGAUGUCAUCCAGCCAAGUUGAUCUAUAUGGUAUUCCGUACGAUUACACAAGUGUGAUGCACUAUUCAAAAUAUGCAGCAGCCGCAAGUUACAGCAGACCAGUUCUAGUAGCUAAGAAACCCUGGAAGGGUGAUUUUGGAAAUGAAGUCGGCAUGACUGAUAGCGAUGUUAAGAUGCUCAACAAAAUGUACUGUUGA